UAGGCCAUCAGAAAUGACGCAAUCUAAUCACCAACUACCAAGAAAUGCAAGUACACGGACAUGCUUUGCUACAAGAUAGAAAAAGAUGCCGCUAUGUGGAAUGAGAGAAACAAGAAGCCGUGUUUCAACUGUGAAAGCACUGAAAGGUACCAAUCAUAAGUGGAAUCUUUCUCAUUUUUGUGACUUCUUGUAGAACACAAAAGAGACAUCUAAAAAUUUAUUCCCAAACUGCCUAUAAAACUAUCAGCGCUCUUAAUACUAAUAUAAACACUGAUAUCUGUUGACAUUGCUGCUCACAAGCUUCCCUUUAAAUUCUCCUUGUUUCCUCCCUCUCCCUCUCUCUCUCUCUCUCUCUCUCUCCACAAAUAUUACGCAGCAAAAUGUCACCACCAACAUUUAGGAAAAACAACUUAACAGUCAAGUUUCUCAUAGUCAUGCUCUUGACCUGUAUAAUGAACAGAAACAACCUUUGUCAUAACCACCCUUUUGUCACCUCAACAAUUUCUUCUCAUUCAGGAUCCCCAAACAUUCCUGCAUCACUGGAAAAACUUAGACUUGAUGGGUGUCUAAGCUCCAAGAAUAUUGCCCAUGCAUCAAAUGACUUUGGCAAUAUUUAUCAUCACCUGCCAUCAGCAGUUCUAUAUCCUAAAUCAGUUUCUGAUAUCUCCUCUACUAUCAAGCAUAUUUUCGACAUGGGCUCCACGUCGGACCUCACGGUCGCGGCCAGAGGCCAUGCCCAUUCCCUCCAAGGCCAAGCCCAAGCCCAUCAAGGGGUGGUCAUCAACAUGGAAUCACUUAAACAAGAAAUGUAUUUCCACAAAGGGGAAUUCCCUUAUGUGGAUGUUUCUGGUGGAGAGCUAUGGAUAAAUAUACUACAUGAGAGCCUUAAACAUGGGCUUGCACCAAAAUCAUGGACAGAUUACCUGCAUCUCACUGUGGGAGGAACUUUAUCGAAUGCUGGAGUCAGUGGACAGGCAUUCCGCCAUGGCCCACAGAUAAACAACGUGUAUCGUCUGGAAGUUGUCACAGGAAGGGGAGAGUUGAUUACCUGUUCAGAAAGUCAAAAUGCGGACCUCUUCUAUGGUGUUCUUGGAGGACUGGGACAAUUUGGUAUCAUCACCCGGGCUAGAAUUUCUCUGGAACCUGCACCCUUGAUGGUAAAAUGGAUUAGAGUACUUUACUCGGAUUUUUCCACCUUCACAAAGGACCAAGAGCAUUUGAUAUCAUCGGAGGAUACUUUUGAUUACUUAGAAGGAUUAGUGAUAAAAAACAGAACAGGUCUUCUUAAUAACUGGAGAUCUUCCUUCAAUCCCAAAGAUCCAGUUCAAGCAAGUCAGUUUAACUCAGAUGGAAAAACUCUCUUUUGCCUAGAAAUAGGCAAGUACUUCAACCCAGAGGAGACUGUGAAAGUAAACCAGAAAAUCAAUAGAUUGUUGUCAGACUUGAGCUAUAUUCAGUCCACCUUAUUCCUUUCGGAAGUCUCCUAUGCAGAAUUCCUAGACAGAGUCCACACAUCAGAGUUGAAACUACGGGAGAAGGGAUUGUGGGACGUCCAUCACCCGUGGCUAAAUCUUCAAAUUCCGAAAAGCAGAAUUCACGAAUUUGCUGAAGUAGUAUUUGGUAAAAUUCUUACAGAUUCCAGCACUGGUCCUAUACUCAUCUACCCAGUUAACAAAUCCAAGUGGAACAACAAAACAUCCAUGGUUACACCAGAUGAAGAAAUUUUCUACCUAGUAGCUUUCCUAUCCUCCGCAAUCCCAUAUUCAACAGGAAAAGAUGGGUUAGCACACAUUCUAAACCAAAACAAAAGAAUCGUAGAUUUCUGCGAAACAGCACUUCUUGAGGUGAAGCAAUAUGUUCCCCAUUACACCACUCAAGAGGCGUGGCGGACCCACUUUGGGCCUCAAUGGGAUGUUUUUGUAAGGAGGAAAUCCCAAUAUGACCCUUUAGCAAUCCUAGCUCCCGGCCAGAGAAUUUUCCAGAAAGCAAGAGCCUUUUCAUGACAAUAGCCUCUAUAAUAAGCCUCAGCGACUGUCAAAACAAAAGCCAUGAUAUGCUUAAACCUAAAUUAACUUUUGCUCUCUCACAAAACUAGAGGGAGCAUGCUGCAAAUAAAUUUUUCGGUGCUUUCAUUUGGGUUUCCCGACAAUAGCAAGUAAAUAGGACCAUUAGCAAGGACUCUGUGCUAUUAACAUUUUUCUUGAUGUCAAGAUGUAAUUUCAGUUGUCCCAUGCGAAUACAAGUUUUUAUAACUCCAAAUAGCUACAGUAAAAAUGAUAACACAUCUAUGCACAAGGAAAGAUAUGAUCGAUUCCAUUUAGAAACAAAAUAACUGGUAACAUACAGAGGGAGUUCUUCCAGUUGAAACAAAUCGGAACUUCACACUAUUCACAUGACUCGGAAUCUAAGAAACCAACACAUACUAAAAGGGUUGAUCACAAGAACUCCAUGUGGUACUAACAGAAUUGGUCUCACUUAGUAGCUGCUGUCCAUCCCAGACCUGGUCUGCAGAUUUCUUCCUGUGGAUCCUCAUACUCUCUAGCAUCACGAAGAGAAGCUUCAAAAUCUGUUGAGUCACUUGCAACAGGAAGAAAACUGCUUAUGUCAUCUCUAGCUCCAAACCCUCCGGCACGUAUAAUGUCAUCAGAUGAUAUGGAAGCCUCCAUAUUUACUUCGCCAGAGGCAUCCAAACCAGCCUUAACCUCAUGUGAGACAUUGUCCCCGCUUUCCAAAUCACCAGUGUUAGUUUGUGCCAUGUCUUCUAGAGGACCUAUGUGUUGUUUGGGAUCAUCCUUUAUAUUCGCCUCAGUUUCAGCUGAUUCAACUAAUUUUUUUCCUCUGCCGGUCUCCUUAUCUGCUACAUUCAAAGUUUAAAACAGUUUCAAUACAAGGAAGAAUCCCAGCAUGGGCCGCAUGGCUGCGUGAGGUAACAUUGAAGUUCUAUCUUCUGCAAUAAUAUGGGAAUUACCCCCUUCCGCUGGAAUCUAUGAAGAUUUUGUUUUAGCAAGAACUUAGACAAAUAUAAGACCAUUAACUCUCGCUUCAUUAUUGACUCCAUUUAUUCAAGGAGUUAGUUCAGUACGCAAAAAGAGGGAUUGAAGGGAAACCAUCACUGAACUCAACUGAGGAAAAAGGCCAAAAUAGCAUGCGAACAUGCUCAAACUUCUUUAAAUUGCUUGAAACGGCAAAAAACAAGGUGCUUGACAAUAUGAGAUAAACCAUCAUUGGUAUAACUAUAGAACUUGAAAUAUAACUAUUCGUGCUAUUGUUCUGUUAGUGUUUUGAAAGGAAGAAACAAGACUUGAUAAUUACAUGGAGGCAGGCAACAUUCAAACACUGUCCACUACAUUGAAAUGCUCACCAUGGACAAAGAAUUCUCAUCCCGUUUGGCAAUUUCAAUUUUUCGUCGAAUAGUUUCGAAUUAAGAUGCACAACAUCCUAUGAGUAUUGUACCUCCUCCAUUGAGCCACCAAACUAGUACAUAAAAACAAUCGAGUUGGUAAGAAAGACAAAAAAAAAUUCUUUCUUACACCUUUUGAAAGGAUUCAGACUUCCAGAAAAGAACACCUCGAAUACCAAAAACUGACCCAAUUUUGAUAAAGAAUUUAAUUCAGUAAAUUGGGAAGACCUUUGAUUUAUAUACCUUUACAUAUCUUCAACAUCAGCAUUCCCAAACAGGAGGUGACUUUUUGUUUGUCUCAAGCGUCUGCGGCUUUACAACUAUCUCC
Molecule: messenger RNA, 3728 nt
Organism: Rhododendron vialii
Lineage: Eukaryota; Viridiplantae; Streptophyta; Magnoliopsida; Ericales; Ericaceae
Product: cytokinin dehydrogenase 1-like
Exons: 5
Coding region: 381-2003 (540 amino acids)
Biological process (GO): cytokinin metabolic process
Molecular function (GO): cytokinin dehydrogenase activity; FAD binding
Source: RefSeq, a predicted model, not a curated record